CUCUCUGUGAGCUGUCAGCCUUCGGAAGCUCGGUGGGCCCAGUCAAUAGCUUCCUGCUACCAGAGGGGAAGGGCCACUCUGCCAUGCCCGGGGCUUAAGGAGCUGCUACUCACAGCCACCCACCCACAGCCAUGUCACACUAUUACUACUUGGCCCCGGAAGUCCUGCUUCCUUUCAGCCCCCUCACUUCUGAGGAGUUCGACCUAAUCAGACGCAAGGCCCGAGAACAGUGGCAGGAUGAGACGAAGUGGUCUGCGGCUUCGGUGACAACCUACUCAGGCAGCUACCGGGAAAAACAACUGGACGAGGCCACCUGCAAGCAGCUGGCCCAGAGAUUAGGCCAGAAGCAGCUAGAGUGCAAACAGAUACUAUUGCCCAACAGCUUUGGCGACAGCACGCUCUCCUCCCAGGCUGCCCCCCUGAAGGCCGCAGAUGGCAAAGGAGGACACCCUGGAAGAGCGAAGCCCUCCUGUAACAUCGCGCCCAGCGUCAAGCACAGAGUGGCACACCAGGUUUGGGGUUCUCCAGACCCUGCCCCAAUACCUCUAGAUUACAAAGCGUCACGUAUAAGCCCAAGCGUAAAGCUCCAAAAGCCGGACUACGAUCUCCUCCUGAGUUACAAGGCUAGAGGGAAGAACCUCCUGAAGCAGUUUCAGCAACAAUGGGAUAAUGAAAGCAGGUUUGGCUCCUCGGAGAACUCAGAGACGGAUGGAUACUACCCCGAUUACAGUAUACACUCACUGGAGUCAUUCAAGUGACUUGAAGAAGGAAGACACAGACCUGGGGCCCCGAGUUUCUAUGUUAACCCAUUGAGACAGGAGGUUGGAGGAGGCCAUGGUGGGGUGUGCACCUACGGAAAACCUUGCUAGAAACUUCCUUGCGCUUCAUGUGUCGUUCCUUCGGGUGUGUGUGUGUGUGUGUGUGUGUGUGUGUG
Molecule: messenger RNA, 934 nt
Organism: Meriones unguiculatus (Mongolian gerbil)
Lineage: Eukaryota; Metazoa; Chordata; Mammalia; Rodentia; Muridae
Gene: C10H4orf51
Product: chromosome 10 C4orf51 homolog
Exons: 6
Coding region: 132-758 (208 amino acids)
Source: RefSeq, a predicted model, not a curated record